ACCAAGAGGAGAACAUGUUCAUGGCUAAGACUCUCGCUGCCGUCGCCGUCCUUGCCGGAUCGGCUUCCGCUUUCGCCCCCACCGCGAUGCCCUUGAGGGCCCAGCGCUCCGGUGCUUCUGCCAUGAACAUGCAGGCCGAGCAGGUUUCCCGCCGCUCCGUCUUGGAGGGUGCCGCCCUCGCUGCCCUCGCUGCCCCCAUGGCUGCCAACGCCAUCGGCGAGGGACCCAGCAACACCUUCUCUGGACAGAACGGCAUUGCCACCAAGACCGCCAACGGUCUCCUCGGAACCUCCAUUGUCGGAGUCGGCAAGAACGGAGCCCCCAAGGGUAAGAACUUCGCUCCCAUGAUCACCAUCUUCGAUGCCCGUGGCUGCGAUCGCGGCGGAGUUGAGUACAAGGGACCCAAGGCUGGCACCACCGACGACGAGAUGCUCGUCAAGGUCGAGCUCAUCGGCAUCAAGGUGCCCGAGUACCAGGCCGCUGCCUUCACCCGCGAGCAGCUCGGCUACACCUACCCCACCACCCGCUACCCCAAGAGCACAUCCGGAAACUAAACAAUGAAAUAAACGGGGAAAGAGACAGU
Molecule: messenger RNA, 583 nt
Organism: Guillardia theta CCMP2712
Lineage: Eukaryota; Cryptophyceae; Pyrenomonadales; Geminigeraceae
Gene: CPEA14
Product: phycoerythrin alpha subunit 14
Exons: 4
Coding region: 15-554 (179 amino acids)
Cellular component (GO): phycobilisome
Source: RefSeq, a predicted model, not a curated record